GGGCGAAAAAGUUACAAACAUAAAACCCCAAAACGCUACACUUUAUAUGCACACACCUAUACAUACAGCUGUUCUCCUCCUCUCUGUCUCUUCACUUCUCUCUCAUUCACAGAUCUUCAAGCUCAUUUACAGGUGAAAUGAAGGGUUUAAUACCAUACUCCAGGGGGCUGGAUAGUCACAUCCGUCCUGAAAAUCCUAAAUGGCUUGCAGAAAAUAUUGAGGAGGUUGAUAAGAUUCUUGAAGAAAUUCGAAGGUUGACAGAAGAUGAAUAUUUUGAAGUUACAGACGCUGAAGGUUGUCAUCAACAAAAGCCACAGCUGGUAGCCCACGCUACAAGGAUUGGUGACAUGUAUAAAUUACUGGCGGAGCGCUAUAAUCAUUUGACUGAAGAAGUUCGCUUGCAAAUUUCUUCUCCAGUUAACAUGAAAAAUUCUGCUAUUAUUGACAGUGGUUCUCAACGUAUGUCUCCCUUGCAAACUCCAGAUCAGAAAUUUAUUAGUCCCAGAUCAGAACAGGAUGGUGAUUCCAAAAUGUAUCCAGGUUUAUUUAGUGGAAGCCCUGAUUCUUCUUCGAAAGAAGCUUCUGAAUAUUCCACGUCAUCAGACUCAGAAUCUGAAUCUUUCUACUCCACCACCAACAAGGACACCGUUUCACCUAUGAGUAUUAUGAGCAAAGUCCCAGCCAGCAAAUUUGUUGAACAAACUGAGUCUCAGGGAACUGAAGUGAUGGUCCAAAAGGUAAAGGAAGAAUAUGUAGAUGGCACAGCUAAUGUAAGAGAAUCUGAAGAUUCUGACAUGUUAUCUGGACGACUUGCUGCAUAUGAAGAUGAGCUGGUAAUCGCAAGGGAAAAACUUCAAUUUUUGGAAAAUGAAAAUGCCAGGUUGGAGGGUGAGCUCAAGACGCAACAAUCAGUGACAGUUUUGACAGAUAUCUCGAAUGCUCAGCUUCAUGCACAGCAGUCUGAACAAAUGCAAGAUGCAAAACUUGAAAUGGAAAAACGUAAGGUGCUGGAGCUACAAUAUCAGGUGGCCGAAUUACAAUGUCAGAUUGAUGACUCGAAAGGUUAUGUUGAGUUAUUGAUGCAAGAGUUGAAGAUGUACAGAGAAAAACUUAGGGGCUCAGAGGAAGAAAUUGAGAAACUGAAAAAAGAGCACUGUGAUAAGGUUUCUGAAGCAACUCUUCAGUUUCAAAUUCAACUUGAAUCUGCUUAUAAAAAUAUAGGCUUGUUAACGGCCAAUCUUAAUUUGGAACACGAUCAAGUUGUGGAGUUGGAGGAGAAAAUUCUGGGAUAUGCUGCUGACAAAUUACAGCAUGACAAAGAAAUCACUGCAUUGAAGCUAGAAUUGUCUGAUGCUCACAAAAACUUCUCUGAGGCGAAAGAACUUCUUCAAAGUGAUUUAUCUGGUCUGUUAGAACAGAAUACCAAAUUGAAUGCAAUAGUUGAAGACUUUGAAGCGCAGAUUAUAUCACUUGAAAAAGAGAUCUAUCGCUGCAAAUUUGAAAAUGUGGAAAUGCAAGCGUUACAUGAUGCUCAAGUGAUCGACUUGCAAGUUGACAUUGAAAAUUUGAAGGCUGAAGUAAAAGAUAAAAGCGAGCAAGUGGAGGCUGUGAAUAAAAACCUUGAUAUGCUCAUACUGAACUAUGAUGUGCUGAUGGAGAACAAAGACGUGAAGGUUGAAAAUCUGGAGGCUGAAGUAAAAGAUAAAGGCGAGCAAGUGAAGGCUCUGAAUAAAAACCUUGAUAUGCUCACACUGAACUAUGAUGUGCUGAUGGAGAACAAAGACGUGAAGGUUGAAAACCUCAAUGCUGAACUGUCAUCCAAGAAUGACGAAAUCCGAGAAAUGAAGAAUCAUCUAAAUCAGUUGCAGCUGGAGAAUGUAGAAAUGGUUGCUGAAUCUAAAAGAGGAAGAAAGCUUGCAGAUGAACUAAAUGAGAAAGUGGUGGAACUUCAGAAUGAGGUGGACAGGCAGUUAGCUAUGAUUUCAGAUCAAGCUGAGAAGAAGAGGGAGGCUAUAAGGCAGCUAUGCUUCUCUGUCGAGCAUUACAGAAAUAGAUAUCAAGAACUUCGUCAGGCAUUCUUGGCUCGGUGAAUUCGACUAGUCCCUGUAGAAUUCACAAGUUCUUGAUGGAUACAAUUACAUAUAGCUAUUACCAGUAUUCUGUUUUCACAUUUUAGCCUAUGCUUGAGCUCAGUGCUCAGCUGAAGUUGUGAUGUUGCCUGUGAUGGUCCAAACUUUUUAGAAUUUUGCAUAUUAUUGUUUGGCACAUUCUGUAAUCUGUUUUACCAGGGCUGUCAAUUUCUUGGUAAUCUAGUUGCUUAUGAGUUUCUUAGAUUACA
Molecule: messenger RNA, 2338 nt
Organism: Daucus carota subsp. sativus
Lineage: Eukaryota; Viridiplantae; Streptophyta; Magnoliopsida; Apiales; Apiaceae
Product: protein NETWORKED 4B
Exons: 3
Coding region: 138-2090 (650 amino acids)
Molecular function (GO): actin binding
Source: RefSeq, a predicted model, not a curated record